CCUAGGAAUCAAAACUCAGCAAUUUAGUGCCGUGCGGUUAGAUUAUUUAAACAAACAACUACAGCUUAAAGUAAAUUAAAAUUUGUAAAUUAGCUUGAACUUGAAUAAUUACUAUUUUUAUUUACAAUCGUGACGAUAUUACAGACUCUCUAGUGCCCUCUUUCGAGCCUUUGCCAUUGUUGAUGUUUACUAAUAAAAAGCCAGAGCAGAGCAGAGAGCCAGACCAAGAUUAAAUAAAGUGUUCAAUUUAAUAUGUUUGAUAACUUCUAUGACAUGUAACAACUAACGUUGAAGUAACUUGGUAGUUUCCUAAAAUGUCGGGUUUUAUAGAAUUUGAUUACAGACAAAGUAAAAAGAAUUUUAUUGAAGGACUGGAAAACAAAAAACGUUCUUUUAGUAAAUACCAACCUUUGAACGUGGAAAGUAAAGAACAAUUAAUUCUAUUCGUUAAAGCGAGAGUCAACCCCUACUGUGUGAAAUAUGAUACAAUUAAAGACAAUAAUAGCGAGUUACUUAUUUUGAAAAGAAGGUUGCCUGACCAACCUGUUGUUGAAGUACUACCAGCCAUGGAAUGUUUUGACGUAUUGGCGGAAGCACAUUUACUUGAAGAUCACGGUGACUGUUCCAAAAUGACAAAUAUAUUAAAAUUAAUAUAUCAUAUUCCUUUAAAUGUUGUAAACAUUUUUUUAAAAGCUUGCAACGUGUGUAUGCAUAGAAACCAGUUUUCAAAAGAAAAGUCUGCAAAGGGUCUGAAUAAAAUGAACUAUUAUGUUCCAGAUUAUACUGUUCAUUGUACAAUUUACCAGAUACCAACCAAUCCGGACAACAGAUUCUCACAUGUUAUUAUUUAUGUUGAUGCGUUAACCAAUUAUGUUAUAUUAAGACCAACUUGCUCAAAAGAUCAUGUUGUGGUUGCAUAUGAACUCUUGAAAAUAUUUCUUGAUUUUGGAUUACCAGAUAACAUAGUAUGUAAUAGUGAUGAAUUUUACAAAACAACAAUUGCAAUGUUGAAACCUAUCGACAUAUUUUUACAAUUGCCAAGUGUUGUUACUCGAAAAAGCUUACCUAAACUAAAUCAGAUAAGUAAUGACAUUAGUUCACUUAUCAAAUCAUGGAUUAGUGCAUAUAAAAGUUCAAAUUGGGCUAUUGGUUUGAAAGAAAUACAAUGGCAGUUGAACACUUUAACUGCAGAUGGUAGUGUAACAAAAUCAAGAAAACUGGUUAAUCAUGAAAUAAUGUCCCCAUACCAUGCCCAUUUUGGUUUUAUUCCAAAUGAAAAAGUUAUUCAAAGAACUAAUAAAUUGCCAAAAACAGGACAUGUUUCUGUAACUAAUUCAAAAAAUAAAGUCUUCUGUGCUGAUGACAGGUGGUGCUUAAAAUGUGAUAAAAAGGUUAGUGAAAUAUAUUACAAGGUGUGUUCCGUAUGCAAACAGAAGUGCCAUUUUAAUUGUUGUGUUAUAAGUGUGCUUAAAAUACUAUCAACAGAGGAUUAUAAAUUAGAAAUAACAUGUACGUCAUGUAAAGAAUCAUAAUAUAUUUAUUUAAGAUUGAUUAAAUCAAAGGGUAAAACAAGUUUUAUUAAAAGAUACAGUGCUAUGAACACACUGGUACUAAAUUCAAUGAAAGUUUUGAUGAAACUUUAAAUAACUUUUUAAUAGUUUUUAAAGAAAAAUGUUCGACUUAGUUUUACAUCUGAAUAAUUUACUUCCAUUUGCAGACUACUUUUUUUUGGAAGAAUAAUUAUUUGAGUUCAGCUUAUAUUU
Molecule: messenger RNA, 1763 nt
Organism: Pararge aegeria (speckled wood butterfly)
Lineage: Eukaryota; Metazoa; Arthropoda; Insecta; Lepidoptera; Nymphalidae
Product: KRAB-A domain-containing protein 2-like
Exons: 1
Coding region: 315-1532 (405 amino acids)
Biological process (GO): DNA integration
Molecular function (GO): nucleic acid binding
Source: RefSeq, a predicted model, not a curated record